GAGGGCCAAAGCCGGCAAGAUGGCGUCGGGUGGAGGGCAAAUUGGGGGCGUAUUGGAUCACCACGUCCAAAGAGCUGUGUGUGACUCGAGAGCCAAGUAUCGGGAGGGCCGACGGCCUCGCGCUGUGAAGGUAUAUACAAUCAAUUUGGAGUCUUGGUACUUAUUAAUACAAGGAGUUCCUGCAGUGGGAGCAAUGAAGGAAUUAGUUGAGCGAUUUGCUCUAUAUGGUGCAAUUGAACAGUAUUAUGCUCUAGAUGAAUACCCAGCAGAAGAGUUUACAGAAGUUUAUCUUAUUAAAUUCCUCAAUUUACAAAGCGCAAGGAUAGCCAAGAGAAAAAUGGAUGAGCAGAGUUUCUUUGGUGGGUUGCUUCAUGUGUGCUAUGCUCCAGAAUUUGAAACAGUUGAAGAAACCAGAAAAAAAUUACGAGAGAGGAAUGCUUAUGUAGCAAGAAUGACUAAAAAUAAAGAUCAUAACAUGACAAAGAAGCAUAAAGAUGCAAAAGAUUUUAGAGGGGCCUUCCAUUCAAAGACAUCUGGAUUUCCUGCAGCCUCUCUGAACACUUCAACUGGGAACUCAGAUCUUUGUCUUCCUUAUUCUUCUGAGUUGCCUUUGUGUUAUUUCUCCCCCAAGUGUAAAUGUUCAUCAGGAGAACAUGUAGACAGACCAUCAAACUCCUCUCAGGAUGGUAGAAACUUCGAUGAAACACUGGGGCGUUGUGACCACUGUGACUCUCUGCAGAAAAUGCAGAUGAAAACUUUACAAAAUUCACUGGCCCACCCUGGCACACAGAAGGCUCUCACUCCUUCAGAGGCAAUUGACAGGUUUAUGCCUAGGACAACACAGCUGCAGGAGCGGAAAAGGAGAAGAGAAGACGACUGCAAGCGUGAGACUCUCGCUGAAGCAUACACAAGUAGCAAGGAGGUUAUGAUUGGCCCCCAGUUACCAGACAUUCCUAAAGUGGACAUGCAUGAUGACUCCUUGAAUACAACGGCGAAUUUAAUUCGGAAUAAACUUAAAGAGGUAAUUUCAUCUGUACCAAAGCCUCCAGAGGACAAAGUGGAAGAUGUGCAUAGAAGUCGUCCUUUAAAACAAAGAAGAAGGAUAUAAAUUGCCUGCAGUAAAUUAAUAUUUUUAAAGGACUACUUUUUAUUUUUAGGCUGUCAUUUGGAUUCUUGUAGAGAUUUUUACUGCUGGUAUUUUUUUUUUUAAUGCACUCUCUUCUUUGUAGUUUCAUUCAAGCUACUUGUCUAAUUUAGUUUUCAUCUUUUAAAAUUAGUUUAUCGUGAACAAAGAACACGCCAGCCAAUUAUGUCCCUUUAAAAAAAAUAAAACUUUUCUAGAACCUCCA
Bubalus bubalis (water buffalo) is the source of this 1349-nucleotide messenger RNA. It is a transcript of the gene RBM48, whose product is annotated as RNA binding motif protein 48. The record is from RefSeq and is a predicted model, not a curated record. The coding region runs from base 20 to 1108 and encodes 362 amino acids. Gene Ontology annotation, molecular function: nucleic acid binding. NCBI's taxonomy places the organism in Eukaryota, Metazoa, Chordata, Mammalia, Artiodactyla, Bovidae. The transcript has 5 exons. Gene Ontology annotation, cellular component: nucleoplasm.